Molecule: messenger RNA, 1667 nt
Organism: Myripristis murdjan (pinecone soldierfish)
Lineage: Eukaryota; Metazoa; Chordata; Actinopteri; Holocentriformes; Holocentridae
Product: protein ANTAGONIST OF LIKE HETEROCHROMATIN PROTEIN 1-like
Exons: 2
Coding region: 125-1492 (455 amino acids)
Source: RefSeq, a predicted model, not a curated record
CGUUUUCACACCAGACCAAGAGGACUCGGUUCGAUUGGGGGGCUCAAAAUUGUAACAUUGUUGCGUUUAUCACUAGUUUCGGUUCUGCAUUCAGACUCCGAUUUUCGGAAGCGAACCGAACUUUAUGAACAACGUCACGUGGUUGAAAGGGACACUCCUCGAUUGGACAAAAAGGGAGGGAAAUCCCUCCCUUCCCCCGGACCCGGAAAAACAACAAACGGCAAACAUGGAGCGGGAUCAACGUUUAGCUGUUUUGGGCUUUAUGCUUUUACUCAUGUUCAUUUACCACAUGAACGCGGCUCGGCAAACCAUUCUGCACCGCCAGGUUUGGCAGCAAGCAAGAGACAACUUCACUCUCAUAAGGAGAAACAUAAAAGAAAGACGCCACCGGAGGAAAACGCGAAUGGCUAACUACGAGAUGUUGCUAACUUUGCACAGACAGCGAGCAAGGAGCAUGUGGGUCAAUCCACGUCCCUGCAGUUGGUGGCAACACAUAAACACAAACUGGAGUGACACAGACUGGCAGCGCAACUUCAGGAUGAAGUUUGAAACUUUUCAGCACCUGUGUAACAUCCUGCGGCCCAGCUUGACCCGGCAGAGUACGAGAUACAGAGAGCCUGUCCCAGUGGAGCUACGGGUGGCAAUUUGUCUGUGGCGGUUGGCCACAAAUUUAGAGUACAGGUCGAUCUCACAUUUGUUUGGUGUUGGCAUAUCCACGGCCUGUCAAAUCACACAAGAAGUUGUGACAUCCUUAAACCGACAAAUGAGAGACCAAUACAUCAAGACCCCAUCUGAGAUGGAGCUGAAGGCGAUUGUCAUGGGCUACCGGGACAAAUGGAGGUUCCCACAGGUUGCGGGAGCAAUUGAUGGGACCCACAUAGGCAUCCUGGCACCAGCAGAUCAUCCUGCUGAUUACUACAACAGGAAAGGGUUCUACUCAGUCCUGUUGCAGGCUGUAGUGGACCACAAAAUGAAAUUCUGGGACAUUAAUGUUGGCUGGCCAGGAAAGGUCCAUGAUGCGAGAGUUUUUGCAAACUCCUCAUUAUUUUAUCGGGGUCAGGAUGGCACUUUGUUUCCAGAGUGGACUGAACAAUUUGAUGGUGUGGAUGUGCCCCUGCUCAUUCUUGGUGAUGCAGCUUACCCACUUCUGCCUUGGCUGCUGAAGCCCUUUCCAGAAGGGAGAGGCCUAACACAAGCUCAGACACACUUUAACCAUCGACUCAGUCAGGCGAGAAUGACAGUGGAGAGAGCCUUUGGCCGGCUAAAAGGGAGAUGGAGAUGUCUCCUGAAAAGAUGUGAUGCACACAUUUCCCUCAUGAGCCACAUCAUCACAGCCUGCUGUAUUUUACACAACUACUGUGAAGUACACAACGAGCAAUGGGAAGAUGAGGAUGCAGAAGUUGGUGGACAGGCUGAUGAGGCAGAUAAUCCCCAUCAGGCCCAACAUGCUCGCCACAUCAGAGAUGCACUAUGUGCCUAUUUUUCACACUGACAAGCUUUGUUGUUGCUUUCUGUUGUUCAGAUUACUGAUGUUCUGCUCAUUACUUGAGAUUUUCUAUAUACAUAGUUGUAAUGAGGGAGAGCUUUUCUGUGCCUCACAAAUAACAGGUUCUCUGAUACACUGUGUGGUAAAAUUGUACAGCUAAUGUGCUCUACACAAUUUUUUG